AUGGUUCCCAAAAUAUUUUGUUUCCUUCAGCUUUUCACUCUCUUCACUGUUACUUUUGCUUCCACUGAGGAAGCAACUGCUCUCCUCAAAUGGAAAGCAACUUUUCGAAACCAAAAUAAUUCCUUAUUGGCUUCAUGGACACUAACUACUGAUGCAUGCAGGGGUUGGUAUGGAGUUAUAUGCUUUAAUGAUCGGAUAAACAGGUUGAAUAUUACAAAUGCUGGUGUCAUUGGUACACUCCAUGAUUUUCCAUUUUCAUCUCUCCCGUUUAUCGAAUAUGUUGAUCUUAGCAUGAACCAGCUCUCUGGUAUCAUCCCCCAUGCAAUAGGAAACCUCACUAAUCUUGUCUAUCUUGACUUGUCGUCUAAUCAGUUUUCGGGGAAAAUCCCACCUCAGAUUGGCUCGCUAUCAAAGGUUAAGACUCUCUUCAUCUUUGACAACCAUUUAAAUGGUUUCAUUCCUAUUGACAUAGGUAACUUAACUGAGCUCGAAACUCUGCAGCUUUAUUCGAACCAACUUUUUGGUCCCAUUCCUAGUGAAUUGGGGAAUCUAAAAAACCUCAAUGAUUUGGAGCUAUCCCGUAAUAAACUUACUGGUUCAAUUCCAAUUACUUUAGGUGACUUAACUGAGCUCAAAAUUUUGUACCUUCAUUCUAACCAACUUUCUGGUCUCAUUCCUAGUGAGUUGGGGAAUCUGAAAAACCUCAUUUUUCUGGAUUUAUGUAAUAGUCAACUUACUAGUUCAAUUCCAAUUACUCUAGGUAACUUAACUGAGCUUAAAAUUAUGUACCUUUAUUCUAACCAACUUUCUGGUCCCAUUCCUGUAGAAAUAGGGAAGAUGAAAUCACUUGAGAGAUUAUCCUUAUGGAGUAAUAAUCUUUAUGGUCCAAUUCCAAUCACUCUGGGUGACUUAACUGAGCUCAAAGUUCUGCAUUUUUUUUCUAACCAAUUUUCUGGUCCCAUUCCAAGCGAAUUGGGAAAUUUGAAAAACCUCACUAAUUUGGAUUUGUCUGAUAAUCAGCUUACUGGUCCUAUUCCUGCUUCCUUUGGCAAUUUGAGAAACUUGCAGUCACUAUAUCUCACUGCCAACAAACUUUCUGGUUCUAUUCCAAAAGAACUUGCAUAUUUGGAGAACUUGGUUGUGCUGGAAAUGGAUGAAAAUCAGUUUUCAGGCCAUUUGCCUGAGUAUAUUUGCCAAGGCGGGAAACUUAAGAAGUUCACGGUGGCUAGCAACAAGCUGACAGGGAAAUUACCAAGAAGCUUAAGCAAGUGUUCGAGUUUCAAAAGGCUGCGCUUCAAUAAUAACAGUUUUACUGGGAAUUUAUCUGAAGCUUUUGGCAUCCAUCCAAAGCUUCAGUUCAUUGAUUUGAGUGACAAUGAUUUUCAUGGUGAACUCAACAGCAACUGGGGGAAAUGCGAAAAUUUGACUGAUCUGCGUGUAGCCAGAAAUAACAUUAGUGGUAGCAUACCACCAGAGAUUGGAAAUGUCAGAGGGCUUUUAGGACUUGAUCUUUCAUCAAAUCAUUUGAUUGGGCAGAUUCCAAAGGAAUUUGGAACAUUAAUUUCUCUGGUUAAGCUCUGUGCAGAACAACAAUAUCUCUGGCAAUAUCCGGGGGGAACUUGGGUCACUGACAAAGUUAGAGUCCCUCGAUCUAUCAGACAACAGAUUGAAUGGGUCAAUCCCGACAUGUAUAGGAGAUUUCGUGCACUUGUUUCAGUUGAACCUGAGCAACAACAAGUUUGGCCAGAAUAUUCCUAA
Messenger RNA from Solanum verrucosum, 1758 nucleotides. Its product is annotated as probable leucine-rich repeat receptor-like protein kinase At1g35710. Bases 1 to 1758 code for a protein of 585 amino acids. The record is from RefSeq and is a predicted model, not a curated record. NCBI's taxonomy places the organism in Eukaryota, Viridiplantae, Streptophyta, Magnoliopsida, Solanales, Solanaceae. Gene Ontology annotation, molecular function: protein binding. The transcript is spliced from 2 exons.